Messenger RNA from Didymodactylos carnosus, 525 nucleotides. Lineage: Eukaryota; Metazoa; Rotifera; Eurotatoria; Philodinida; Philodinidae. The record is from the annotation of a GenBank genome assembly.
AUGAGUGCUUUUAUGCAACUUGAUGAUGAAGUAUUAACGCUAAUCAAACAUGCACCAAAUAACGAUGAUACUCAACGAGCAAUAGAUAUACUGAAUAGAAUUGAAGGUCGCGACUUGUUUCGUUAUAUUGGCUGCACUCAUCCAAAAGAAUCUUUAACAUGGCAAAAAGCAGAUUAUGAAAAGGCAUGUCAAGAGAUUAUCACCAAAUGUAAUUUUCCGAAGAGACAACCUAAACUGAGUGCUGAUAAACUGAUGCUACACAUGGUGGAUAUUGUUUUUGGAAAUCAAGGUCAAGAUCCAAUACUAAGUAUGUCGUGUUAUACAAAAGAGUAUCCGGAAAAGGCAACAAAAAUAUCACCAGAACAGAUAUCGUCAUUGAUAUCAGAUAAGUUUUAUGGUCAAGAAAUACGGCUCUAUUGUGACAAUCGUGAGAGAACAAUAUGUAAUAUUGUUCGAUGCGGUUUUAAACAAUGGUGCAUGGAAAAACAUUUUACAUUGCCGAGAGGUAGUGAACAUUGGAAAUAG